Messenger RNA from Aspergillus tanneri, 951 nucleotides. RefSeq names its product 3' exoribonuclease family protein (gene MTR3). Gene Ontology annotation, biological process: nuclear mRNA surveillance; U4 snRNA 3'-end processing; poly(A)-dependent snoRNA 3'-end processing. The record is from RefSeq and is a predicted model, not a curated record. NCBI's taxonomy places the organism in Eukaryota, Fungi, Ascomycota, Eurotiomycetes, Eurotiales, Aspergillaceae. Bases 1 to 951 code for a protein of 316 amino acids. The transcript is spliced from 2 exons. Gene Ontology annotation, cellular component: cytoplasmic exosome (RNase complex); nuclear exosome (RNase complex); nucleolus.
AUGACUGACAGAAGGAGAAUCAAUGGACCGCCUAGCGGCACGAGGCCCGCAAUCUUUGCCUCCUCUCUCGAUGCCUCUACCAUUGCAGCUGCAAGACCGCAACGUCAAAGGCAACCAAAUGAAUUGCGGAAAAUCUUCCUGAAAACCGGCUUGAUACCUUCUGCGUCUGGUUCCGCCUACCUUGAGUUUGAACCGUCGGCCUGUCUCUCUUCUGCACGAUCAUCUCCCAAGUCUCUCAUCCCACCAUCAUCGGCGCUGAAGCUUGCAUGCACUGUUCAUGGUCCUAAACCACUCCCUCGCUCUGCUACGUUUUCGCCCAAUUUGGUUCUCACGACCCAUGUCAAAUAUGCCCCAUUCGCUGCGCGGAAGAGGAAAGGACAUAUUCGCGAUGCCAGCGAGCGAGAUCUUGGUGUGCAUUUAGAGACUGCUCUAAGAGGUGUCAUUGUUGCCGAGCGUUGGCCAAAGAGUGGACUGGAUAUUACGAUUACGGUUCUAGAGGCGGAAGAUGACCGUUGGUGGGGUGAUGCGCCGGACUCGCAUGAUUCCCCUUGGGGGAUGAUGAAUGUGCUGGCGGGAUGUAUAACAGCGGCAUCUGCAGCUAUUAGUGAUGCCCGGAUUGACUGUCUCGAUCUUGUGGCUGGGGGAGUGGCAGCCCUGGUCUCUGAAUCGACGAAGGCGGAAGACUCGGCCCCGAGGCUGAUGCUUGAUAUGGACCCAGCAGAGCAUCGGUCUAUUGUAUCAGCAUGUGUGGUGGCAUAUAUGCCGUCUCGAGAUGAAAUUACAGAGCUCUGGCUCAAGGGUGACAGUUCAAAAGCGUCUCUUCGAGCCAAUGAUAAACGCCUUGGACAUGAUGCUUUAAUAGAUGGUGCCGUAGAUGCAGCUCGAGGAGCACACACAGUCCUCGCGGAGGCAGUGAAAGAGUCUGCCAUGCGCUUUGCUGGUUUAGGUUAG